Schistosoma guineensis is the source of this 3582-nucleotide messenger RNA. The record is from the annotation of a GenBank genome assembly. NCBI's taxonomy places the organism in Eukaryota, Metazoa, Platyhelminthes, Trematoda, Strigeidida, Schistosomatidae.
AGGUGUUGUUUUAGAUGAAGAGAAGAAUGUUUCGAGAGAUAAUAGCGAGACGUUGGAGCCACCGGUAUCCUCUCUCCAAGGAUUAUCACCGAUCCCUUACCGUUGUGAAGACGAUGUUGCGAUUCCAGACGUUGUUGCUUCAGAUGGAGCAAAACAUGCUUCGAGUGAUGGUAUGGUGAUGUUGAAGCUACCAGUGUCCUCUCUCCAGGCAUUGUCACCGAUCCCUUACCGUUAUGAAGAUGAUGUUGCGAUGCCAGAAGGUGUUGUUUUAGAUGAAGAGAAGAAUGUUUCGAGAGAUAAUAGCGAGACGUUGGAGCCACCGGUAUCCUCUCUCCAAGGAUUAUCACCGAUCCCUUACCGUUGUGAAGACGAUGUUGCGAUUCCAGACGUUGUUGCUUCAGAUGGAGCAAAACAUGCUUCGAGUGAUGGUAUGGUGAUGUUGAAGCUACCAGUGUCCUCUCUCCAGGCAUUGUCACCGAUCCCUUACCGUUAUGAAGAUGAUGUUGCGAUGCCAGAAGGUGUUGUUUUAGAUGAAGAGAAGAAUGUUUCGAGAGAUAAUAGCGAGACGUUGGAGCCACCGGUAUCCUCUCUCCAAGGAUUAUCACCGAUCCCUUACCGUUGUGAAGAUGAUGUUGCGAUUCCAGACGUUGUUGCUUCAGAUGGAGCAAAACAUGCUUCGAGUGAUGGUAUGGUGAUGUUGAAGCUACCAGUGUCCUCUCUCCAGGCAUUGUCACCGAUCCCUUACCGUUAUGAAGAUGAUGUUGCGAUGCCAGAAGGUGUUGUUUUAGAUGAAGAGAAGAAUGUUUCGAGAGAUAAUAGCGAGACGUUGGAGCCACCGGUAUCCUCUCUCCAAGGAUUAUCACCGAUCCCUUACCGUUGUGAAGAUGAUGUUGCGAUUCCAGACGUUGUUGCUUCAGAUGGAGCAAAACAUGCUUCGAGUGAUGGUAUGGUGAUGUUGAAGCUACCAGUGUCCUCUCUCCAGGCAUUGUCACCGAUCCCUUACCGUUAUGAAGAUGAUGUUGCGAUGCCAGAAGGUGUUGUUUUAGAUGAAGAGAAGAAUGUUUCGAGAGAUAAUAGCGAGACGUUGGAGCCACCGGUAUCCUCUCUCCAAGGAUUAUCACCGAUCCCUUACCGUUGUGAAGAUGAUGUUGCGAUUCCAGACGUUGUUGCUUCAGAUGGAGCAAAACAUGCUUCGAGUGAUGGUAUGGUGAUGUUGAAGCUACCAGUGUCCUCUCUCCAGGCAUUGUCACCGAUCCCUUACCGUUAUGAAGAUGAUGUUGCGAUGCCAGAAGGUGUUGUUUUAGAUGAAGAGAAGAAUGUUUCGAGAGAUAAUAGCGAGACGUUGGAGCCACCGGUAUCCUCUCUCCAAGGAUUAUCACCGAUCCCUUACCGUUGUGAAGAUGAUGUUGCGAUUCCAGACGUUGUUGCUUCAGAUGGAGCAAAACAUGCUUCGAGUGAUGGUAUGGUGAUGUUGAAGCUACCAGUGUCCUCUCUCCAGGCAUUGUCACCGAUCCCUUACCGUUAUGAAGAUGAUGUUGCGAUGCCAGAAGGUGUUGUUUUAGAUGAAGAGAAGAAUGUUUCGAGAGAUAAUAGCGAGACGUUGGAGCCACCGGUAUCCUCUCUCCAAGGAUUAUCACCGAUCCCUUACCGUUGUGAAGAUGAUGUUGCGAUUCCAGACGUUGUUGCUUCAGAUGGAGCAAAACAUGCUUCGAGUGAUGGUAUGGUGAUGUUGAAGCUACCAGUGUCCUCUCUCCAGGCAUUGUCACCGAUCCCUUACCGUUAUGAAGAUGAUGUUGCGAUGCCAGAAGGUGUUGUUUUAGAUGAAGAGAAGAAUGUUUCGAGAGAUAAUAGCGAGACGUUGGAGCCACCGGUAUCCUCUCUCCAAGGAUUAUCACCGAUCCCUUACCGUUGUGAAGAUGAUGUUGCGAUUCCAGACGUUGUUGCUUCAGAUGGAGCAAAACAUGCUUCGAGUGAUGGUAUGGUGAUGUUGAAGCUACCAGUGUCCUCUCUCCAGGCAUUGUCACCGAUCCCUUACCGUUAUGAAGAUGAUGUUGCGAUGCCAGAAGGUGUUGUUUUAGAUGAAGAGAAGAAUGUUUCGAGAGAUAAUAGCGAGACGUUGGAGCCACCGGUAUCCUCUCUCCAAGGAUUAUCACCGAUCCCUUACCGUUGUGAAGAUGAUGUUGCGAUUCCAGACGGUGUGUGUUCUUCUUUGGUUUGGAAUAAUGAUCUUCAGAAUUCUUCAAGAAGUUUAUCAAAUUUGCCUAUCAUACCUAAAGGUCGUCCGAGUGUGACAUUCGCACCAAUCGUAGUAUAUUUUGAUAGUCCAGAUAAUUCUCAACCCAGAGUAUCUGUUGGUCCGAUUGCUCAUGAGGAAAGUGAUCUUGCUCAUUUUGAUUGCGAACAGUCGGAAAAGCUAAUUCACCAAGAAGGUUCCUUGACUCAGAGUGAAAAUAAAGAGAAUAUUGGAUCCUUUUUUGAAUCGACUGCGUUAUCUAGCACUCAAGACUCAAAGUAUCCAUCUCCAUCCACUUCCUCGUUAUCGUUAUCAAGAAUUAAACUUCCAUGGUGUACUCCAUACGAUUGCCAGUUUUUACCAUUCAAAUCAAAACGACCUCCUACUAAAAGUUUUAUACAAAGUGAUGGCCAUUUAAGACGUAGUAAACGACUACGUGUACCAGCUACACAUGAUAGGAAUAAAGUAGUUGUUUAUGAACCGGAUAAAGAUGAAUAUGGUUUAGUUUAUCAAAAACCAAUUGGAUUAGCUAUAUUACCUGACCCAGAUGAAAUUAACAGACGUCAAAAAUUUCUCAAUCGUUUAAAACGUUGUCAAAAUAAUCGUACUCAGUUUUUAAGAAAUGAAAAAAUCAAUCGAGCAAAACGCCUUCAAAAACUGGCCAAACGUUACAGAUCACUGAAAGGUGCACAGAAACCUGAAACAGAUCCAUGUAUGCGAAUUCAAUUGGAUCCAGAUGUUGAAUGGAUAUCACAUACAGAAACACAGUUGCCUAUCGGGAUCAAUGAUGCAUCUCCUUUCCAACAGGUGAUAUAUCCAGAAAAUGCACAAUUUCCUCCAUUCAAAUUUUCUACUAUGGAAUACUCGAGUUACGUAGUUCCAGCUUUAUCUGGUGCUUUUCCAAGUAGAACUAAGACUCGUAUACCUUGUUUUGAAAUGAAUGCAAAUCUUACGAGGAUUGUCAGUAAGGAACAAGAAAGACGUCAACUUCAUUAUGAUCCGAAUGCUAUAAAUGUAUUCAAAAUGAUGUCAAGUCCUCCUGUUCUCAUGAAUAAUAACAGUUCUUACAGUCUUUAUGCUGUACAGAUUGCGAAAUUUGCCAUUCCUUUAACAAAACCUUGUAUCGUAUAUAUUCCAAAAGGUAUACCGUACAAAUUUUUAAAUGCAACAAAAGAGGACUUAAAUCUUUGUCGAAUAAGAUAUGUUUUAACUUGAUUCUUUUCUUUUAAAUAAUUUUAUGUAAUUUUAUCCACUUCACUUCUGUCGUAUAUAUCUAUAUAUACACUUUUAUACCGAUUGUCAUUAUUUUGAUUUCUCUUGAAUAAAUAUAUUUAAAUGUAGUAACUUAA